AUGGCGACGGCGCUGCAGAAACAGCUCGCGACCAUCGCGGCCUCGAGCACCCACCAGCUCGACCUGCGCGCGCAGAAAUCGGCCCAUGGCAAGUCGCUGCUGUUCGAGCCCAAGAUCGCCUCGUCGCAGUCAUUCGAAACCGUCUAUCUGAUCUGCCACGAGGGCUUUCGGGAGUUGUGCGCUUUGGACUCGAGGUUUUUGCGCUUUUCCAAGAAUCUGUUCAGCGAGCAGAGCAAGGCCGAAGAUCGCACGCAGAUGACCAAGGAGGAAAAUGACAAACUCAAUGUUGCGCUCGAGGCCUUCAUCACACUCGUCGGCCCGCGCUUGCUGCUCAAACCAGCAGAAAAGGCGCUCGAGUGGCUCGUGAGAAGAUUCCGCAUCCAUGAAUACAACACCGAAUGCCUGGUCUUCACCUACCUGCCCUACCACAACACGCCCCAAUUCCUUGCUCUGCUAUCCAUCCUCCCCGCACAGCCAUCGCACGCCAUUCGAUUCCUCUUCCCAUACAUCCAGGCACCCACCAAUGUUCCCCAGCGCACAAUCGCAUACACAGCCAUCAACACGCCGCAGUUCUUCAAAGCGUAUCAGUCGUAUGUCACCAAAGUCGUAAAUGCGGGGCACCAGGCUGCUCACAUGCUGUCCUUCUGGUCUGGAGUCACCGUGGAGGCAAUCUACGGCAUACUGAGCAACUCGAGCUCAGGCCGGAAAGACUUGCAAGAUCAGAGCACCGAAAAGCUGGUUCUGGACCUGCUUCCUGUUCUCAACAACUGCAUGCAUGCUAAGCAUGGAGCCGACACUGUCCUGGCUUGCUACGCCAUUGUCAUUAUGCUGGUCAACCAGGCAAAGGUCGGGGACAAGGUUCUGGAUGCCUUGAUGGAGGCUGUAAUUGCAGCCCAUGAUGAGACGUCGCUGCAGUCAUGCCUGGGCUGCUUGGCAAUCAUCGCCAACGAGCGCUCAAAGGCGCAGAUCCCAGCCAAGGUUUCCAAAAAACUGCUCAAAGUAUCGCAGCUUGUACAGAGGCUGAAAUCUGUCUCCCAACAGUGUCACGUUGAUCGACUGGCACUGGGCUGCGCUAUCGGCGCGCUCAAUGUCGGUUCAGACGAAAACCACGCUAUAUUCCAUGAAUUAAUUGCAUCCGGCCUACUCAGCAAGUCGCGCAUUCAACUUACACUAUCGGCGUUGGCCCAGCUUCUUCGCGACAGUGCUCCGGGAUCCGAAGCGCAUGGCGAAUUACUUCAGGUUGCAACAAAAUUGGUCGAGUCAAAGGACCUGUCAACCAUGCUACAGGAUGUGGCAAAACAGAACAACGUUGAUCUAGAAUCACUCGGGCUCACCAUGGCGCAAACGUUCGAGAUUGUGGAUGUUGAAGAAGUUGAUUCUGACGAAGAGAUGGUUGACGCUGAUGAGGCCGUUGAGAAACCGACCGUACAAGUACCAGAGAUCACAGUUACCAGCUUCUUGGAUGCAGGAUCAGAUGAAGAGUUUGCAAAGGCUGCCGAUGCUUUCGAGCUAGCUGUCUCCAACAAACAGACCAAAACUUUCCUUGCAUCUGAUCAAUUGCAACAGGAGGCCGCGCUUCAACAGACACUCUACUUAUCAUUCCUUGCGCGUGUCUGGGCCAGCCCCCGCCCUGUUGCUGUGCGCAUCGCCGCUCUACGCGCUACUGCCUCAGCUUUCGGAAAAAUCGAGGCCGCCCAUCUCCUGCAAAACCUUUUGCCAUACUUUGUCCACGCACUUGCUGACCCAUCUCCGCUGAUUCGGCGUUCCGCUGCUGCUUGCAUUGGUCUCCUGGCUCGUAAGGCCUCGGCCAGAUCAAAGGCCCCGUCAUGGGCUAAAACAGAGCUUUACGGCAAAGCCUCGAAGAACAUUUCAGAGCUAAAGCCUGAAGAUGUGCUGGUAUUCGUCACCUCAAUGCUGCAGCCAAUGCUUGAGGAAUGCGUCAUGGAUGCACAUUUCGUCAUUCCUGCCCUCCGAGAUGUACUGGAGGGAACGCAACUGAAGAACCACCCUAAGCAGUCUUUCAAGCUGCAAACGCGAACGGCAAUUCUCGGCUUCUUCGCAAGCCAUGCUGGUUUCACGCCCUCCGUGAGGGUCCGGUUAUGUCUACUGCCCAUGUUCAACAUUCGUGGCAAGGUGUCCGAUACUGUCCGCGCAAAUUUCGUGCUCCCCUUGCUCAACGAAUGGUCUGCUCUUCCUGUUGAGAGCGCAACAAGCAAAUGCAACAGUGAAACAAUCAGUCUCCAUGACGCUGAACGCUCUCAUCUCGCUGCAACCAUACCAAGAGAGGCAAAGAGUGCACAACUGUUGCAGGACAUCAUCUCCGGUACAUUCAACAAAGAGCGCGAUUCAUUGGCGAUGGCAUCUUUCAGUCGCAUUCAUUCCUCUUGGUCUGCCUUCAGAUCUGAAUCUCGACACUCGCUAGCUCAGUGCAUGCUGGGUCUGGCCUUGAGUGAGAACGAUACCUCUUUCGACAAGCUCUGCAGAGAACAAUCCAUGGAGAUCUUGCGCAACGUUAGUCUUGAUUCUACAAUCCUGGUCACUUUCUUGGAUAGCAUCCCCUCGCCGACAGCAAUGCCUGGAGGGCCACCGGGAGCGAAACGGAGGCGUACUAGCCGAAGCGAGAUGGCCCGAGUGGAACUUUCUUCUCAAGACGAUGUCCAGAGGCUCCUUCGAAGACUCACACUUGUUCUUGAAUUGGUUGAAGGAUCCCACCCAGGGCAGCAUCCAGAACUUUUCAAGAACCUUUUCGGCAUUUUCGCCGAAUUGCAGCCGCUCAAGCAGCAAUCUGAGUCCGAGUUGGUGUACUUGCAGAGUAUCAUCCUGGGGUCGUUGAGCCCUAUCGUACAAACUCUGAAGGAGCAGCCAGAUACUGCGGACUACCAGUCGGCAGUGCGAGCCGACCUCUUGAUUGACUGUAUCCGACACUCCACAAGCCCACAGGUGCAAAACAGCGCACUGCUCUUGAUUUCCAACCUUGCCUCUUGGGUUCCGGACCUCAUCUUGCACAAUCUCAUGCCCAUCUUCACUUUCAUCGGCUCUACUCUCCUUCGACAACACGAUGACUACUCUGCUCAGGUUGUCGACAAGACAAUCUCGCGCGUGGUACCUCAACUGGCUGCGUCGCUUCGCUCAAAACACAGAGACUUUAUUGCUGGUGUGUCGGACUUGCUACUCAGCUUUACCGCUGCCUUUGAACACAUUCCUUUGCACAGAAGGAUGAAGCUAUUUGCAGAGUUGGCUCGUACACUGGGCCCUGAAGACUCGCUCCCAGCUAUUGUUGCCCUGCUUGCCGACCGGUACCACAGCAAAGAGCAACGGAGAUUCUGCGCGGACUUGCUCCUCCACUUCGAUCCCAUCAACACUCUGGUCACCUUCAAGGGCUACCUUGAUCUACUUACUGAUGCCACUGGGCCGAAACCACAGGUUGCUGAGACGCUGUUUGGCCUCAAGGACAAGUCGAAGGAGAACAAGUUGGAUUCGUCAGUCCAGAGCAUGCUUUCAUGUUUGACUGAUCUAGCACUUGAUGAGAAGGUAAAGGCGCAUGUUACCAGAGCGUACCGAAAGAAGGAUGACCCCGAGAGACCACGAAAGAUCUUUGCCAACAUCAUCGAAACCACCAUUCAGUUAGCCAAGAAACUGGUGUCAAACUCGAAGACGUAUGCGGCAUGCAGUCGUGUUCUCGCCAGUUGCUUGGACCUGUUGCCGACGACCGAUCUCAUCAAAUCUGCUGAGCUGCUUCUUUCCAGCACCGACUCGCAUGUGCAAGUUGCUGCUGUUAAGUCAGUUGAGUUGCGAGCAGGCACCGCCAAGCAAAACGACCGCAAGUCUGUGGAAGCGCUCAUCUCCUUCCUACCCAGUGUUCAGAUGCUCUUGCAGCAGACAUCGGAAAUGGAUACGAAGAUGGUCUCUGUCAGCUGCAUCGACCGCAUCAUUGAGCGCUUCGGCAAGAAGGAUAUUUCUGCUGUCUCUUCAGUGGCGCAGACCAUUGCCGGUGCCGAGUCAUUGUUGAGCAGCGACGACAGAAUCCGCAUCUUGUCUCUGCUUUGCUUGACAUCUGCUAUCGAUGUUCUUGAGGACAAAGCAAUCUCGCUGCUGCCCACGGUCAUCCCCACUGCCUUUGAAUACAUGUCGAAUGCCAUUGAAGAAGAAAAGACUGGCCUUCACAACGCCGUAUUCACCCUCCUUGCCAACAUCGUCGAGCGCCUGGGAUACAUGUUCUCGCGGGAGUAUUUGGAUACUGCUUUGCGGCUGGCCCAGCGAUCUGCUGCUGCUGAUCUGGAGGAUGCAUGCGACGAAAGCCGCACGAGUUUCUACCAAAGCGUGUCGCAGCGUCUUGGUGCACAAGAAGUCUUUUCCUCAAUCAAGGCGACAUGGCCGCAUGCUGCUUCGCAAGGCUUUGAUGCCUUGCUUGAACAGCUCGAGCUGUUGCAGUCCACCAUCAGUGCCCAGACAAAGGCCAAGCUUGUCAAGGCAAGUUCGCCGCUGUUCAGCCUUUUCCUGCAAACAUUCCGCCUGCGAGAGACUCUUCAAUCGGAAACUCAGGAAGAAGUCGACGAGGAGGAGACUGAACAGCUCGAGGGUAUGCUCAUUGAAUCGGUCAUUGCCAUGGUUCUCAAGCUCAGUGAUGCCACAUUCCGACCCUUUUUCGUGCAGCUUGUAGACCAAGAAGGCCCACUACCCACCAAGCUUGAACGCGCCAUCACCUUCUACAAGUUCCUCGCCGCCUUCUUCGAUAAAUUCAAGUCCCUCGUAACAAGCUAUUCCAGCUACAUCAUCGAGCCCGCCGCAAAGAUGCUCACACAGCUCGCCAAAGACGACUCGGAAGCCAGCACCCGAGCCGCCGUUCUCUCGGCGCUCCAAAAGACAUUCCAGCACGACCAAGACGGAUUCUGGCAAGCGCCCUCGCACUUUGGCAUCAUCAUGCCGCCGCUGCUGUCCCUCCUCAGCCUGCCCUCCGCAUCCACAUCUACCCCGGAGAACAACACCAACAACAUCAUUCCCACCAUCACCGAACUCGCAGCCGCAUCCUCAUCCAGCAUGGACAACCACCGCGAAAUGAACACUAUCCUGCUCAAGAACAUGCGCAGCCAACAUAGACACACCCGCCUCGCAACCGUCCUCUGCGAACAGAGUCUCACCCGCAGACUCGGCGAGGAGUGGCUCGGCUUGCUGCCGGAGAUGCUCCCGUUUAUCAGCGAGCUCAUGGAGGACGAUGAUGAUAUGGUGGAGCGCGAGUGCCAGAGAUGGAAGAACGGCAUGGAGGAGAUUUUGGGUGAGAGUCUUGAGGGUAUGUUGCAGUAG
This is a messenger RNA of Exserohilum turcica Et28A, 5301 nucleotides long. RefSeq lists its product as uncharacterized. The coding region runs from base 1 to 5301 and encodes 1766 amino acids. Gene Ontology annotation, biological process: positive regulation of transcription by RNA polymerase I; maturation of SSU-rRNA from tricistronic rRNA transcript (SSU-rRNA, 5.8S rRNA, LSU-rRNA). The record is from RefSeq and is a predicted model, not a curated record. NCBI's taxonomy places the organism in Eukaryota, Fungi, Ascomycota, Dothideomycetes, Pleosporales, Pleosporaceae. The transcript is spliced from 3 exons. Gene Ontology annotation, cellular component: t-UTP complex; 90S preribosome; small-subunit processome. Gene Ontology annotation, molecular function: snoRNA binding.